CUUCAUCACUGCCUCAUCCGAUCCCUUCUUCCCGAUCCAGCUCCCAGCAUGAGCACCAGCGAAGCCGCCCCCUCCGCCACCGCGAUCACCAUCGAUGACUCCGAUGCCAGAGGAAAAGCCCCUGCUGCUGCUCCGGCUCCCGCGGCACCUCCUCCUGCUGCCGCCCCCGCCCCUAAAGAUCGACGCUUCCCCUUCCUUCUCAGGAAGACCAAGGCCGCUGGUGGGGGGUGCAAGAGAGGCGUAGCCUGCUUCGACUUCCUUCUACGGCUCUGCGCGAUAGCUGCUACGCUCGUCGCCGCCAUCAUGAUGGGAACCACCGAUGAGACUCUCCCUUUCUUCACUCAGUUCUUCCAGUUCCAUGCCAACUUCGCCGAUCUCCCUGCCUUGACGUUCUUCGUGGUGGGGAAUGCGAUCGCAGCAGGUUACCUCGUCCUCUCCCUCCCCUUCUCCCUAGCCGCCAUGGUUCGGCCCCAAGCGAUCGGUCCAAGGCUUCUGCUCUUCGUCCUCGACACAGUCAUGAUGGAGCUGACGAUCGCUGCGGCUUCUUCGGCGACGGCCAUCGUGUACUUGGCUCACAACGGCAGCUCCAAGGCCAACUGGGUGGCCAUCUGCCUGCGGUUCGAUGGCUUCUGCCAGAGCAUCAGCGGAGCCGUCGUGGCGUCCUUCAUAGCCGUCGUCUUCUUCAUGGUGUUGGUCGUCAUGUCUGCUCUGGUCAUGCGGAAGCAUUAAGAAGCGUAUGUUGGUGGUCUUCUCUCGUGCGCGUCUCUCGUUUCAUGGUUCCGUGACUCUGCUCUGCAGUUGACUCCAUUCCUCAUGUGGUCAAUCUACGAUGCCAUAGAUGUUUGAAUGUGUUUGUGCUGCUCUCAUGUGGUUAUGUAAUGAUGUAUUCUGUGCGACUCUGUGCAUUAAACCGAAAAAGAAAGCUCAUAUUUCUUCUGUGCUUUAAAA
Musa acuminata AAA Group (dessert banana) is the source of this 948-nucleotide messenger RNA. RefSeq names its product casparian strip membrane protein 1. Bases 49 to 729 code for a protein of 226 amino acids. The transcript is spliced from 3 exons. The record is from RefSeq and is a predicted model, not a curated record. NCBI's taxonomy places the organism in Eukaryota, Viridiplantae, Streptophyta, Magnoliopsida, Zingiberales, Musaceae.